Suillus bovinus is the source of this 1203-nucleotide messenger RNA. RefSeq lists its product as uncharacterized. The transcript has 7 exons. The record is from RefSeq and is a predicted model, not a curated record. Bases 1 to 1203 code for a protein of 400 amino acids. NCBI's taxonomy places the organism in Eukaryota, Fungi, Basidiomycota, Agaricomycetes, Boletales, Suillaceae.
AUGGCUUCAAAGCAGUCUUUAUCAUAUGCGGAAAGGUGGUCAAUCAGGACACCUCACUUGGGUAUAUACACAAAACACCAGGUGCAGAAAGUUGAUGAAGAUGCAAUGAUUGGACAUUUAAAAGCUCAUGUAUACAACCUCACAUCCCUUGCUGUGGUUGAGGACACACAUCCUGAUGGCGCACCGAGCAUAAACGAGGAUGAGCUGCCACCCAAGCAUGAAUCAGUUGAAGUGUCAGCAGACACUCCAGAUGCCAUGAAAGUUGACCCAGAUGCUCUGGAGGUGUCUGGCAUUGGUGACUGGCAACUCCAGGUUGAUGUUCUUCAAUGCAUCAAGGGUGGCAUAACUGCGCUAUUCAAGGAGCUUAGAGGGAAACUCACUGUCUGCUCAGGCAAUUUCCCUUGGAAGAAGCUCUGCAACGACCUUGACCGUCAAGGGUUCGUCAUUGAAGACUACCCAGAGGGCAUUCUUAUGCCAGGAGAGACAUGCAGCACCAAUAUCAUCCUUGCAGAAGCCUUGAAAUGUGAAACACUGGUGAUCAAACAUGGGCCCACAGGUCCAGAGGUCAAAGACAAUAGUCGACCUGUCAUCAUUGGGGAGGCUCCCCCACCACACUCUAUUCACUUACGCAGCCGGCGGUUGCUUGCCAAUGGCAUCAUAGAUCGUGAAAAUCCAUCUUGUCUCCAGCAAAGUGCAGCAACCACCAAAGUCAGGAAGCCAAAUGACAGUGUGCCCAUCACUCCCCCCAUAGUCGUUGAGAACGAUUCUCCCACUUCUGCCAUAUUUUGUUGGAAAAACCUUGUCGUUUCGGUUGACAUACCUCCUGCAUGCCCCUUUAAGGUAGUCAGGCCACUGAAAUCAAAGGUGACACCUGCACCUUCUGACAUCAUCACUCUCAAAGAGUCCAUAAAGGCACCCUCAGGAUCUGAGAAAGAUAACUUGGAAUAUGAUAACCUUCCACAAGACGACAAGUCUGACUAUGAGGAAGAACUUCCAUCCCACAAAUGCAAGGCAAGGACCAUUGGCAGCACUCACAGACUUAAGCACCAUGUGCCAUCCAGUGAUGUCAAGUUGAUUGAGCAGCCGCAGCCCAAGGGAAAGGGAAAAGAGACUGUAUUGCAGAAGGAGAGGGCAAGGGUAUGUUAUCGUGAGCUCACCUCUGAUUCUGAAGAGGAAAAGAAGGAAGUUGAUGUGCCUUUGUGA